Vicia faba (fava bean) is the source of this 1050-nucleotide messenger RNA. Lineage: Eukaryota; Viridiplantae; Streptophyta; Magnoliopsida; Fabales; Fabaceae. The record is from the annotation of a GenBank genome assembly.
AUGAAGUUCCAAUUUGCAUUAUUGUUAUGUGUAUAUGUUAGUGUUAUUCUUUUCUUUUCCAAACACACCUUAUGCAUUACCAUUGAAGAAGGCUUCAAAGAAGCACCAAAAUUCUACAAUUCCCCAACAUGCAAAACCAUUGUAUUCUUCCAUAGCAAUCAACAAUGCUCAAUCGAAGCCGUACACGUGGCAAUGACGCUGGACGUGUCAUACAUCCGCGGCUCCAUGGCAGCAAUCCUCUCCGUACUCCAACACUCUUCAUGUCCAGAAAACAUUGUCUUCCAUUUCAUUGCCUCAUCUUCAGAACCUUCCUCAAAAACCGUUCUAAACAGAAUCAUAACUAACUCAUUCCCGUAUUUAAAAUACCAAAUCUACCCUUUCAACGACGAGCCCGUCGCCGGAUUGAUCUCAACCUCCAUCCGCUCCGCCCUCGACUGUCCCCUCAACUAUGCUCGCACCUACCUCGCUGACAUCCUCCCGGUCUGUAUAAACAGAGUCGUUUAUCUCGACUCCGACUUAAUCCUCGUCGACGACAUUGCAAAACUCGCUUCCACUCCUCUUCGUUCAAACACCGUCAUCGCCGCACCGGAGUAUUGCAAUGCAAAUUUCAGUAUAUAUUUCACUCCUUCUUUCUGGUCGAAUCCUUCUCUUUCACUCACAUUCGCGAACCGUGAGGCGUGUUACUUCAAUACCGGUGUUAUGGUUAUUGAUCUUCAGCGGUGGCGCUCCGGUGAGUAUACGACCAUGAUCCGGGAGUGGAUGGAGUUGCAGAAGAGAAUGCGGAUCUAUGAGCUGGGAUCGUUGCCGCCGUUUUUGUUGGUUUUUGCGGGGAGGAUUACGCCGGUAGAUCAUCGGUGGAACCAGCACGGGCUUGGUGGUGAUAACUUUCGUGGGCUUUGUCGGGACCUGCACCCGGGCCCGGUGAGUUUGUUGCAUUGGAGUGGAAAGGGAAAACCGUGGGCCAGGCUUGAUGCUAAUAGGCCUUGUCCUUUGGAUGCUUUGUGGGCUCCAUAUGAUUUGCUCAAAACUCGUUUUGCUCUUGAGUCAUAG